This is a messenger RNA of Heterotrigona itama, 1063 nucleotides long. NCBI's taxonomy places the organism in Eukaryota, Metazoa, Arthropoda, Insecta, Hymenoptera, Apidae. The record is from the annotation of a GenBank genome assembly.
AUGUCAGAAUUUGAAGAUCUGAAAAAUGCUAUUUCGUGUUUAAAUAAAAGUGUCUCAGAGUUUCCAAUCGGGGCUGUCUCCAUAGAAGAUUUUAAACCAAUUGAAGAAAAAAUUAGAAAUACACGAGAAUCGUUGAAACAUGCAACGGAUGAAGAACCAGAGGGAAAUAUAAAAGAUACAGUAACAGAUUUACAUGAAGCAACAGCAAAUUCUCUUAUAAAUAAUGCAGUGGUUAAACUAUGUCUUCAUUCUUAUACUAUUCAAGCUAUUUUAGAAGGCAAAGAAAGCGAUAAUGAUACGCUAAGAAAAAUUUAUGCAUAUAUGAGUAAGCUUUUUAGUUUGAAUGAUAAUAUUUUGUUACUACAAAAUGAAGUAGAAGAUGCGUUAAAAGUGCAAUUGCAAUUAAAAAUUCAAUGCCGUAAUGCAUUAUUCAAAUAUAAAAAUUUUUUAAAGGAACAGGAGGAAAUACGUAACAAAAAACUACAAGAAAUAAAUCCUGAAUUAGUAAGAAAUAAAGAAAAAACAAAUAAAACUAUAAGAAAUAUUAAUCUAAUGAAGAAACUAAUUGUAAAUUUUAUUGCUGCUUCUAAUCACAUGUUAUUUAAAAAACCAUUUUUUGUAAAAAUGCUAGAAGAACAUAGAGAGUUGAUUAAUAUUGAAACAGUUUCAAAAAUGUCUCAAAAUAAUUCAGAAAACAAAGAAAAUGAAAGCUAUACUCAAAUGAAUGAUAUUUAAGUAACACUUUAUAUUAUUUAUUGUUUUUAUACUUUUGUACUUGUACUAUAUUUUUAAUGCAACAAUUUUUAUAUAGAUUUCAAAUAAAACAUACUACAGUAUUUUUUAAAUAAGAACAUUUUUACUAUUAUUAGAUACAAAUUUUUCAAAUUAUAUCAUAUACCAAACUGAUAAUGACAACAAUCUAAAAUAUUAAUACUUCCUUUUAAUAUUUGACAAUAAAAAUCUUGUUUCGGGUCUUUAUCCACGAAUAUUGAAAUGAUUGCAAAGAAUAGGAAAUCUUUAAAACACGUUGUGUAUCAUUUUUUUUUCUUUUUCUUUUCUAUAG